Boleophthalmus pectinirostris (great blue-spotted mudskipper) is the source of this 2182-nucleotide messenger RNA. It is a transcript of the gene usp13, whose product is annotated as ubiquitin specific peptidase 13. Gene Ontology annotation, molecular function: cysteine-type deubiquitinase activity; zinc ion binding. The record is from RefSeq and is a predicted model, not a curated record. NCBI's taxonomy places the organism in Eukaryota, Metazoa, Chordata, Actinopteri, Gobiiformes, Gobiidae. Gene Ontology annotation, biological process: protein deubiquitination. The transcript has 17 exons. The coding region runs from base 138 to 2162 and encodes 674 amino acids.
UUUUAUGUUUUUAGCGUCACAUCCCCCUGGCUGGAGGAAUGUAGAGAGACUGACUGCUUUAAAAAUAGCAUCCUCUCCUCUGUCAGCGCUGCUCCGGUGGCUGGCUGCACUGUGGUGGGAGAAGCAGGAAUGCGAAGAUGGCUACAGAUCUAGGAGAGCUUCUUGUCCCGUAUAUGCCCACUAUCAGGGUCCCCAAAACUGGAGACAGGGUUUUCAAGAGCGAGUGUGCCUUUUCCUUCGACUCUCCCGAGUCUGAGGGCGGUCUCUAUGUGUGCAUGAACACAUUCCUGGGCUUUGGACGAGAGCAUGUGGAGAGGCAUUAUCGCAAAACAGGACAGAGUGUGUACAUGCACCUCAAGAGACACGUCAAAGAAAAAGCCACAGGAGCUGCUGGUGGUGCCAUUCCUAGAAGAAGAAAUGGAAAAGUCUUUCUAGAUUUAGAACUAAACCGUGAUUUUAACGGGGAAGACUAUGAAUAUGAAGACGAGGCCAAACUUGUCAUUUUCCCAGACCACUUCGAAAUCCCUUUACCAAAUAUUGAGGAGUUGCCUGCUCUGGUAACAAUUGCAUGUGAUGCAGUGCUCAAUGCACCAUCACCUUACAAGAAACAGGAGCCUGAGUCCUGGGAGGAGGAUAUCCAAGUGUCUAGACAUGCCAGAAGUCUCAGACAGCUGGACAAUGGGGUGAAAAUCCCACCAAGUGGGUGGAAAUGUCAGAGGUGUGAGAUGAGAGAAAACCUGUGGCUGAACCUCACAGAUGGAGCCAUUCUCUGUGGAAAGUGGUUCUUUGAUGGCAGUGGGGGGAAUGGACAUGCUCUGGACCACUACAAACAGACCAAUCACCCACUGGCGGUCAAACUCGACACCAUUACCCCUGAUGGAGCAGAUGUCUAUUCAUUUGAAGAGGAGGAAGCUGUGCUGGAUCCACACAUAUCAGAACAUUUAUCACAUUUUGGGAUAGACAUGCUUCAAAUGCAGCAAAGGACAGAAAAUGGGCACCACACAGACAACAAUGCAAGACCACGGGUGAGUGAAUGGGAGGUGAUCCAGGAGUCGGGCAUGAAGUUAAAGGCGGUCUAUGGCCCCGGCUACACGGGCAUCAAAAACCUGGGCAACAGCUGCUAUAUGGGCACAGUGCUACAGGUCCUCUUCAGCAUCCCAGAUUUCCAGAGAAUGUAUGUGGGAAAUCUUCAGAGGAUAUUUGACUAUUCACCUCUUGACCCCACACAGGACUUUGCCACACAAAUGGCUAAGUUGGGACACGGGCUUCUCUCAGGCCAGUACUCCAAACCACCAGUGAAAUCUGAGCUCAUUGAACAGGUGAUGAAAGAAGAAUACAAGGUAUUAAACUGGUUGCAACAGAAAGGCAUCUCCCCUCGGAUGCUCAAAUCCUUGGUCAGCAGAGGUCAUCCAGAGUUCUUGUCCAACAGACAACAAGAUGCACAUGAGUUCUUUUUGCACCUCGUCAAUUUUGUGGAGAGAAAUAGUGGUGGCUCAGAGAAUCCCAGUGACGUGUUUCGGUUCUUGGUGGAGGACCGGGUUCAGUGUUGCCAAACACGGCGCGUGCGUUACACUCAGAGGGUCGAUUACUGCAUCCAGCUGCCCGCCCCUAUCGAAGCUGCCUCAAACCGAGAGGAACUACUAGCAUAUGAAGCCAAGCGAAAAGAGGCAGAGGAAAAUAUGCGCCCUCCUCCUGAACCGGUGCGAGCACGCAUCCCCUUCACAGCCUGUCUGCAGGCCUUCACAGAACCAGAGAAUGUCCCAGACUUCUGGAGCUCAGCACUACAGGCCAAAUCAGCUGGUGUCAAGACCUCUCGGUUUGCUUCUUUUCCAGAAUAUUUGGUUUUACAAAUUAAGAAAUUCACAUUUGGUGUUGACUGGGUACCAAAGAAACUAGUAUCAGAAAUGUCCAUACGAGGGCAACAUUCACCCACAGCUUACAUGCAUGCUGACAGCCAUUAUUAUUUGGCUAUAGAUGUUCCUGAUUUCCUGGACUUGAGUCGGUUGCGGGCCACUGGACUCCAGGCCGGAGAGGAGGAGCUUCCUGACCUCAUGCCUCCUAUUGUUCUACCUGAAGAUACUAGAGAUAACUCCAUGAGCUCCGUAGACUGUAAGUACUUUUUUAAGUUAUGUAGUGUGUUUAAAUAUGUUGUUUGUGCAUAAAUUACAUAUUUUUAGCGCAG